CUUCCUUCAACUUCGAUUUAUCCGUUCUUGCCUCUGCUUUCCUCACAUCCAAAGCAUUCAAGAUGGGCUUCUUCUGGGCUGACGCUCCGAAACCACCUUCGGCAGUGGUAGCGCCGUUGAGUUCAGCACCACCCCCAUCAUGUCCAAUGCACAAAUCCUCAGAUUCCAGCGCUGUACCAUACCCUCCUAGACAAGACUCACCCCAACCUAUACCCUUCUCUUGUCCCGUCAGUCAAAACUCGAAUUCGCCGCUCAAGCCCAACCAUCCUCAGCCCUCAUCCUCCGCCUCGGAGUCCUCAAAAGCGCAACAUGCUCCCUCUAUUUCCUCAACUCUGUCCAAACUGAAUCCUUUGAACUAUAUGCCCUCUCUAUCCAACACACGCCCCAGCGACUCCCCUCAAUCCAUCAAUCUUCCCCUCGACCGCGAAACCUCGUCCAUCCCACGCGCUGACAACAACGCAAACUGGGAAUACCCAUCCCCUCAGCAAAUGUACAACGCUAUGCUUCGGAAAGGCUACACCGACACGCCUGCCGAGGACGUCGAGUCCAUGGUCGCCGUCCACAAUUUCCUCAAUGAAGGCGCCUGGCGCGAGAUCGAAGAGUGGGAACGCAUCUUUUCUCCGGGCCUGGCGCACGCCUGGUCUAUCUGCUCCCGUGGCGAGCAAGGUAUCGCGCUUGAAAGGGCGAAGCAUGACUUCCUGGCUGCCCGACGCCAGGCUCUUAAUUUACCUGCAACCGGGGAGGAAGAACAGUGGCAGCCGAAGCUUGUGCGUUUCCAAGGGCGGCCGAAUGAACCGACCCCGAAGGCCAGGAUGCUGAACAUCAUGGGGAAGCUUAUGCCGGAGAAAUUUGGUGGUGAGCCACCGUUUGAUAGGCACGAUUGGUACGUGGCCCGCAAGAAUCCCAACGGGUCCGUCACCGAGGUGCGGUACGUGAUUGACUAUUAUGGCGGGGGGGUGCAAGCGACUGGGGAACCGGUUUUCUAUUUGGAUAUCAGACCCGCGCUGGACACACCGACAGCCGCGGUAGAGCGGGCGAUGCGUUGGGGAGGCGAUAUAUGGCAUCGCGCAAGUGGUGGUUCUGCCAGAGAAGCUGCCAGGAACAAUGAUCAAAGCAAGAGCUGAAUGCAACCGUGGCCCUCGACUUUUACGACAUAUAUAUUUGAAGGUAUGUGCUGAGGUUACCCAGUAUGUCAGCGGUGGCGAGCGCUCCUCCUCGGUUGUUAUGUGUUAUGUGUUAUAUAGUGUAGUUCAUGCUGUGGUGAUGCGAGAGAGGCAGCUACGACGAGUGAUGGAGGGUGAAUUGAACUGAUUCAGAUCGACCGCGUGACAGACGACGCGACGAAGCACUGGUUGUAGGUGGCGAGGAAGUCCAGGCAGAGUGAGAGGUGAACGAGCGAUCAUAACUCUGCCUGAGGGAAGCCGACGAACUCAAGGCUUUCAACUUUGUUUAUAUUACUUUUUGACUAUGGCAUGUGUAGACAAGUGGCCGAACUGUCCAGCCUGAUCCAUUCAGCCAAUCCUUCGAAGGACAUUCCAGAUUGCCGACUUCUGGUUUUAUGGGAUAUGAUGCUCUCCUCCUCAAUCCAAGACAAUGGUACGUAGACCUUAUGUAUGAUACUUUACAUUUAUAUACACGCAGUGUUUCGUCCCAACUGCUUCGGGAUUCAAAUUCACUGCUACG
Molecule: messenger RNA, 1683 nt
Organism: Exophiala xenobiotica
Lineage: Eukaryota; Fungi; Ascomycota; Eurotiomycetes; Chaetothyriales; Herpotrichiellaceae
Exons: 2
Coding region: 63-1124 (353 amino acids)
Biological process (GO): cytochrome c-heme linkage
Cellular component (GO): mitochondrion
Molecular function (GO): holocytochrome-c synthase activity
Source: RefSeq, a predicted model, not a curated record